Messenger RNA from Gossypium raimondii (Peruvian cotton), 1467 nucleotides. RefSeq names its product cytochrome b561 and DOMON domain-containing protein At5g47530. The record is from RefSeq and is a predicted model, not a curated record. NCBI's taxonomy places the organism in Eukaryota, Viridiplantae, Streptophyta, Magnoliopsida, Malvales, Malvaceae. The transcript has 3 exons. Bases 114 to 1328 code for a protein of 404 amino acids.
UACCCUCCCUCUUAUAUUAACACCCCCCAUUCCUGUUGGAGAAACACCAUUAACACAAAGAAAAGACUUUCACAUCAUAUAUCAGAACCAAAAUAUUUCCCCAUUGUAUCACCAUGCGAGGACGACGACUAACCCUAAAGCUCACUUUAUCACUUUCUCUCAUUACAUGCUUCCUUUUAUCAUCAUCCUACGGCCAAAACUGUGCCAAGCAUUCAUUUCCCAACAAUCGUGUCUUCAAAACAUGUUCUGAUCUUCCUGUUUUGAACUCAUUUCUUCAUUUCAACUAUGAUACUUCAUCAAGCAAGCUCGAAAUAGCAUACAGGCAUAGUGGAAUCGGAUCAUCUAGAUGGGUUGCAUGGGCUAUAAACCCGACAUCAACAGGUAUGGUCGGGUCACAAGCACUUGUUGCUUAUCAACAAACAAAUGGUACUAUGAGGGUUUAUACAUCGCCUAUUACACAGUACCAAACACAGUUGCAAGAAGGUGAGUUGAGUUUCAAUGUGUCUGAUCUGUCUGCAAGUUAUGAAAACGAUGAGAUUAUUAUAUUUGCGACUUUGGGUCUUUCGAACAAUGGUACCAUGUUGAAUCAAGUUUGGCAAGAAGGGGGCCUUAAUGGAAAUAUCCCACAAAUGCAUGUUACUUCUGGUGCUAAUGUUCAAUCCAUGGGUACUUUGAAUUUGGUUUCUGGUGAGGCUGGAACAAGUAAUGGUGGUGGUUCAAAGCUUAAAAAGAGAAACAUACAUGGAGUGUUGAACACAGUGAGUUGGGGUAUAUUGAUGCCUAUGGGUGCUAUAAUAGCAAGGUACUUGAAGGUAUUCAAAUCUGCUGAUCCAGCUUGGUUUUAUCUCCAUGUUUUGUGUCAAUUCUCGGCUUACGUCGUUGGGGUUGCUGGUUGGGGUACCGGUCUUAAACUCGGUAGCGAAUCCGUUGGUAUUCAAUUUGAUGCUCAUAGAACCAUUGGGAUUAUCCUUUUCAGCCUCGGAACACUUCAGGUAUUUGCAUUGCUUGUAAGGCCAAAACCAGAGCAUAAAUACAGAUUGUACUGGAAUAUAUAUCAUCAUUUGGUGGGAUACACAGUGAUAAUCCUCAGUGUGGUCAACAUAUUCAAAGGAUUCGACAUAUUGGAACCUGAGAAGAAAUGGAAGCAUGCUUACAUUGGUGUCAUCGUGGCUUUGGCAUCUACUGCUGUCUUGUUGGAAGCUUACACAUGGUUCGUCGCAGUGAGGAGGAAAAGGUCGGAAAGUGAAGGGAAACUGCCGUAUGGCGGCGUUAAUGGUGGUGAAGGAAAUGGGGUGUACGGCCAUGGUGUUAGGACACAGCAGGCAUGAUGUUGGACCCUCUGCUGUUAGUGUUAUUAUUUAUGUAUGUAUGAGAUUUUCAGAGAGAAUUUAGAAGUAGAGACUUAUUCUUUUGAUACUCUUGUAAUAGUUUAAUUUCUAUUUUAUUCUACAUUACCUCUUCAGAUCC